Messenger RNA from Arachis duranensis, 651 nucleotides. RefSeq lists its product as uncharacterized. The transcript has 2 exons. The record is from RefSeq and is a predicted model, not a curated record. The coding region runs from base 1 to 651 and encodes 216 amino acids. NCBI's taxonomy places the organism in Eukaryota, Viridiplantae, Streptophyta, Magnoliopsida, Fabales, Fabaceae.
AUGGCUGCAGAUAUGCAGGCGAUAGCCGAGGCCCUGGGCAAUAAGAUAAACCAGGGUAAUCACCGAAACAAUAAUGAUGAGGACGGUCCUAUGACACUUGCUACAUUUUUGAAAGUUCACCCUCCGACCUUUAGGGGAACCUCAAAUCCCACUGAUUUGCAAGGUGAGGCUCAGUAUUGGUGGCAGGGAACACGACGUAUCUUGCAGCCUGAUGGUGCUGCGAUUCCUUGGGAGGUUUUUCGGACAGAGUUUUAUAAGAAAUGCUUUCCUAAUUCAGCUAGAAAUGCCAAGGAACUUGAAUUGAUGCAAUUAAAGAAGGGCCAGAUGACUGUUACUGAGUAUACUAGCAGGUUUGAGGAGUUAUGUCGCUUUUCUCGUAUUUGUCAAGGUGCACUUGAAGAUUUUAUUGAAUCGAAGUGUAUUAAGUAUGAGGGAGGUCUUCAGAGCGAUAUUUUGAGCUUCGUAGCUCCAAUGGAGAUCAGAGUAUUUUUUGAAUUGGUGAAUAAGAGUAGGGUGGCUGAGGAUUGUGUGAGAAAGGCGGCAGCAGAGAAAGGAAGUUUGAGGGUGCCUUUCCAGAGGCCUUCAGGGAGGAACUUUGCUCCGAGAGGUAGGAAUUUCAAGCGUGGAGGAUUUGUUCCGCAGAAGACUUAA